This is a messenger RNA of Osmerus eperlanus (European smelt), 1789 nucleotides long. It is a transcript of the gene sco2, whose product is annotated as protein SCO2 homolog, mitochondrial. The coding region runs from base 619 to 1590 and encodes 323 amino acids. The transcript has 2 exons. Gene Ontology annotation, biological process: mitochondrial respiratory chain complex IV assembly. The record is from RefSeq and is a predicted model, not a curated record. Lineage: Eukaryota; Metazoa; Chordata; Actinopteri; Osmeriformes; Osmeridae.
GCAGACAUCAGUGCACAGCGUACCGCACAGCUUCAAGGAUGUGGUGGAGGUACCCCCAGAGGUGUGUCAGAUCAUCCAUGUCAGAGUUGCCCUGCAAAAGGCACUGACAAAGAAUGAACUACAUCAGGACACCAGAUUAUGGGACUACCACGGACAACUGGUCCCCAACGUGGACAAGGCCCUCAGGAGGGCAGGGCUCCUGAAGUGAAAGGGUUUGUGGAUACCUGGCGGUAUCCAUUGUAGCUUGAAGGAUGUAAAGACCCUAGAACUCUUUUAUAUCAGUGUCAGAUAUAUCAGCACCAUCUAGUGGUACUUCUUUGCUAUGGCACUCACUUGUCUCAACACGAAUCUGCUGGUUGCAAUCCCAUGAAUGUAAUGGUAAUAUAAAAUCAAAUGUAUACACUACAAGAAAUUCAAUAAAAGUAUACAUCCUAAAUACGGGUAUAGUUUUAUGAAAUGGAGUUUCCAUUAUUUGAAUCUGUGUGUACAAUUUAGGUCUAAAUGUCGAAUUUGCGACUUUGAAACCUCCGUCCUGUUUCUUCGGUUGCAAAACGAAACCACAUGAUUCCAUGAGUAGGUUGCAUUGGAAGGUCGAUUUGCCGAUUCUGAAUUGGAAGGAUGCUUUACUUGGAAAGGAGGGUACUCGGGCUAGCAGCCUGUGAGCUCCAUACUGGAAAGCUAUUGAAGUGCACCUUGAAGCCUGAUUCCCAUCACACUUUUAACUCCUUCCUUCUCCAAAGGGCAUGGCUUUCGUCACAGCCUCAGCCCAGUGGACGUCACCCUUGUCAUUCUCUUGACCAGAGAGCAGCAGGGUUGUAUGGGAUCCAUGCACAGCCCACACAAGCCGGUCCCCAUCACCGCCCCCCAACCCUCCCACUCCUGACCCACAGGGUCCUCCUCUCCCAGGCCCCCUCCCCCAAACCCAACUCCUCCGAGUCUGCCGCCAAGAUCAAGCUGCGGACCCGUCUGCUGGUGACCCUGCUGUUUGGCGGGGGGCUGCUGGGAACCUGGUGGUACGUCCACUCGGAGAAGGAGCAGAGACGGCGGACGCAACGCAUCGAGCAGCUGAGGCAGGUGGCUCUGGGCCACGGGGACUUCCACCUCCUGGACCACAGGGGGCAGCGGAGGACCAAGAAAGACUUCCUGGGGAGCUGGGUGCUGCUGUACUUUGGCUUCACCCACUGCCCGGACAUCUGCCCUGAGGAGCUGGACAAGCUGAGCGCCGUGGUCACGGCCCUGGACCAGGACCCCGCCCUGCCCCCCGUCCAGCCCCUCUUCGUCACCGUGGACCCCGAGAGGGACGACAUCGCAGCACUGGCUCGGUACGUCGGGGACUUCCACCCGCGCGUGAUCGGCCUGACGGGCACCACGGAGGAGGUGAAGCAGGCGGGGAGGGACUACCGCGUGUACGCCAGCCUGGGGCCUAAGGAUGAGGACGGGGACUACAUUGUGGACCACACCAUCCUCAUCUACCUGGUGAACCCCGACGGCCUGUUCCUGGACUACUACAACCGGAUGAAGAGCGACAGCCAGAUCGCCGACAGCAUCAGGAAGCACAUGAAAGCGUAUGUGAAGUUACUGCCUGAGUGAAUGGCUGCUGCUAAAGGUCGAGACUGAACAGGUGGGGAUUAAUCAAGAGGGAUUACUGGAUGAUGUCAAUUGUGCACUUCCUGUUUAAGACCUGGGCUUUUGACACUAAAUGAUGACACUUUUGGAUGGAGCGUCUGCCUGGGCAUCAUAUGGUUACAAGAACAAGACCGCGGUGAAUGAUUUGGAUGCAGUGUGGAUU